AUGUUCAGUAUGCAAGCUUUUCAGUCCUCACCCUUCUCAGGAGACAUUAAACUCUUGUUCCUGGCCUUAGCUGUCCUUGUUGUCCUGGCUGAGACUUCCUCAGAUGGAUGGGCCAGAAAGUGCUCAUAUGGAAUGGGCAGAUGCAGGAAAACAUGCAAAGAACUUGAGAGGAAGAAAGAAAAAUGUGGGGGAAGGUAUUUUUGCUGCAUCCCUGGAAACUUUAGACUAUCAGACUUUUGCAAGGAUAAAGAUGCAGUGGGUGAAGUUCAAGUUGCAGUUGAACCCUUCACCCAGGGGGCCUGCUGA
Messenger RNA from Otolemur garnettii (small-eared galago), 306 nucleotides. RefSeq names its product defensin beta 115 (gene DEFB115). NCBI's taxonomy places the organism in Eukaryota, Metazoa, Chordata, Mammalia, Primates, Galagidae. The transcript is spliced from 3 exons. The coding region runs from base 1 to 306 and encodes 101 amino acids. The record is from RefSeq and is a predicted model, not a curated record.